Molecule: messenger RNA, 4246 nt
Organism: Aspergillus saccharolyticus JOP 1030-1
Lineage: Eukaryota; Fungi; Ascomycota; Eurotiomycetes; Eurotiales; Aspergillaceae
Product: DUF3433 domain-containing protein
Exons: 2
Coding region: 252-3836 (1194 amino acids)
Source: RefSeq, a predicted model, not a curated record
CACUUUUAGAUGCUGCCAUAACCUUUUUUCCAGCGGGGGGGAGCUGGUAACAUUCUCAUUACAGACCGAUCGCAGGUCUGAUUCCUGUCAAAACUUAAUCGACUGGACUUUUAAUAUGGCUCUUUCAUGAUCCAUGCCUUCCAAAAUCUGAUUUUUGCAUCUUCCGACGGCCAGCUGUGUGGAUGUGGGCUUGAUCAGAUUCGAACUGGCUCGAUCCCGAUGCCCACCAGCGCUCCGCUCAUUAAUGCUACAUGGCAUUGAGACGGACAAGUCGGACGAUGUCACACAACGUCGAACAAGUUCCCCGGAUUCGAAAUUCAGGGUGGCUACCCCAGACUUUACGUCGCCGGUACUUGAUUCCCCUGGCUUGCCUUAUGGCAGCCAUGUUGAUUGUCACAGAAGUACUUCGGCAGUGGGGUUCUAAUACAGGCGGCCUUGUUGUGUUCACGUCCUCCGAUGAGAUCACCGUCGCCCGCCGAUUCAUGUUCACCUAUGCUCCGAGCAUUUUGGGUAUGAUUGUAGCCAUCCUGUGGUCUGUUGUUGAGUAUGAUGCCCUACGUCUGGAGCCGUAUUUUCAACUUUCUAAGCCUCAAGGGGUGUCUGCUGAGGUGCUUCUGCUCAAUUAUGAGUUUGGCCAUUUCACAACCGCUCCAUUUUUUGCCUUUAGAAAUCGACAUUGGAUGGCGGUUUUCAUCUCAGUCCUGAGUGUGCUUUUGCAACUUGUAUUUCCGACACUGCAGAGCAGCCUCUUCAGGAUGAAUGGUGCCACAAUCUCCAAUAGUCAGCAUCUUGAAAUAUGGCCGGACUUGAUCAACAUGGAAGGCCAAGCAUCUGUGUCAUACAACUCAACAGUACACCACACAGCUCAUCGUGAUCAUCGAUAUUUGACUUACGACGAACCAGAUUCAGGUAAAUACGCAAUGGCACCAGUGAAUAUUCCUUGGGAUGUUCAGUAUGAUACGACGAUGUGGGAACUCACCCAGUCAGUCUACUGGGCGGAGCUGUCUUGUACCGACUUAGAAGUGAAGGAUGACGUGACCACUAAUGUUGUGUCUAACGUGUCCCGCUCAGAGGCUGCCUCGUUAUUUGACCAUUCGGCGAUCUGGGAUAUGAAUAUCUCACCGGCUUCAGAGCGCUGCUCGAUGCAUUUGAGUGAAGCGAUUUCCAUACCGUCCACAAACGAGUCAUUAGAGAUAACGCAUUGGCAGCCCAUCUUAUCUACAACAGGCUUAAAUGACAGGUGCACUGCUAUCGAUAUCAUAGGGGUCAUUGUUACUAUCAGCCCGAAUCAAACCAGCCAAAACGUCAGCAGCAACGGCUCGAUUCCACAAGACUCUAAUUACAUCCAUAAUGUCAGUGGCUUCGGCUGCCAAAUACUCUAUCGGACUUCAGAAGCCAGCAUUUCAUUGCAGGUCAACGGCUCUUUAUUCGUUACGGCACUAAAUUCAGCUUCCAUAAGCAAUGUUUCAGAUGUAUCUUUGAACACGACACAUUUCAAAAAUCUUAUUCUGUCGGAGGUUCUCGCGAACAAUGGGACCACGUUCUGGAGCAAGAAACCGCUUGGAGAGUCUGCUUCUCAGAGAGGCCUAAUAUCUACACUUAAUGGAAGUGUUCAGGAAGCCUUUGUGCCAUUAAUGAACAGGAUAUUCGACGUGUCUGCGCAAUCUAAUUAUGUCAAGGCCUCUCAUGUGACGCGUCAAAUGGCCAUAAUGGUAGGGCCGUGGCAGUCUCUUAUUUCAGAGGCGAUACUUGUAUUGAGCGUACUAGUGAUACUGUACCUGGCUUACGCUUACCCACGCCGGCCAAACCUUCUUCGGGGAGACCCUGCAUCCAUUGCAUCCAUGUGUGGCAUCAUGGCAGAUAUCAUUGACAUCACGCAUAUCUCACAUCUCAACCUCGACCAGUUGUCGACGAGACAACUUCGAUCAAUCCUUCGAAAUUACAACUGCCGGUGGCAACAGGACAGAGAACCCCCUUGUAUCCGCAUUGAGCCGUCGCAUGUGCAUCGCUCCAUGGGCCAAUCCGCAAGGACACGGUCUGAUCCAAAACCCCAUUUCCUCCUGAUUCCGAUUUUCGGCCUCGAGUUUCUCAUCUUCGCCGCGGCUGUUGCUGGUCUUGCGACUGUAAUUGCGUUAUGUGUGAAGGAUGGAUACGUUCAGCCGUUGACCUUCAUCAGUUCAAGCAGCAUAGCGGUUCUAUUCUCUCUGGUUCCGUCAUCGAUUGCGUCGAUCAUACGAGCAAUAUGCCUUUCCAUCUACCGAUAUCUAAGUGUUCUGGAACCAUGGUCUGUUCUCCAAAUGGGAGGAGCGUCUGCUGCCUCUUCCCUCCUGCUUGAGUAUGGAUCGUUGAACCCGUUUGCCUCACUCUUCAAUUGGUUCAACUAUAACCAUAUUCUACUUGGGCUUGUUGGGGUGGCGUGCAUUGUCAAUACAGGGCUGAGUAUCCUGGUCAAUGGAUUGUUCCAGCAUGAUCUUGGUCCGACUACUGUGGAUACAGAUAUGAAGACGUGGUAUAGUUAUGAUACAUUCACCAUCAGACAGCCAUCAUCAGUGCUUCCGGAACUCGAUGCUAUGCGGACGAGUAUUUAUAGUGGCUCGUCAAUUCUACCAUGGACAAGUUCCAGUCUCUCCUUUCUUCCAGCUUGGACAGACAACUCCUCAGAUUGGCUUGUGGGGGGCACUCUGCUGGGCGUGGGUGCCGACAUUUUUUGCCGAGAAAUCUCAGUUACGGACAGCUAUACCCAAGAUCCUGGCUCCAGUGUUAGCCACUGGAAGUACUCUCCGUUCAAUGAAUCGAGUACAACAUGCGAGAUUAAUGCAAUACGAACUGCCACUGGCAUCGAAAAUCCUGGUAUGACGGUCAAUUUCUUUGCAUCGACGCCUUACGGCGCAUCUGAAGGUUGCCAGAAGCCAGCUAUUUUGGUGGUGGCACAACCGAGCGGCAGCGAUCAUAACCAAAUCACUAGCGCCAACACGGUAGCAAUGAUCUGCGAAUCCUCCAUCGUCAUGCAGAAUUUUUCGGUGGCAUUCAACUCCCAGGGCUUCAUACAAAACCAUGUUCCUCUCAACGAUACCACUAUAGUUAACGGCCCGAUGUUGCAAAACGGGACUUCGAAUUUAAACAUCUACAACCACAGGUUGUCUAGUGCGGUCCUCUCAAAUGGCACAGUCCAGGCCCCAAAUGCUUCGACUCAGGUCGAUUACUUCGGCAGCCUGACAGUGAGUCUCUACGAAUUAAUGAACUCCAACACAUCAUAUAUUGCCGUCGAUGUACUCACAAGAGCAUCCCGCUCGGUCUACCGGUCCAUGUUUGCAACUGAUCUUUCACUCGAACGAGAUGCAUAUUUCCGCUACCUCGAAACUCCCGCCCACAUCAAAGAUGGCAUUAUUUACCACAUGUCUUGGGCGGUUGUUCCAACUUUGCUGUCUUUCAUCUCUGUGAUGCUAAUAGUGGUUUUUGACGCUUGUAUCGUGGCGUCAGUCUUCAUUACUAGAAGAUACAGAUUCAGGUUUCCGCGAAUCCCGCGAUCCAUUGGCUCCAUCAUGCCCUGGAUUACUCAGAGCCAAAUCUUGAAUGAUUUCAAGGGCACAUAUGCGUGGAGUGACGAUGAACGACGGAAGCACUUCGCCGACCUUGACAAGAAAUAUAAGCUUGAUAGGUUGGAGACACCGGAUGGAAAAUGGAAAUACAUACUCGACGAAGACCGAACGGUGAGCCGCGAUGAUGAUUCAGUCAUAGAUGAGGGCACAAAACCGAAAGAUAACUCGAGAAUUCGACUUCGGGCCUUAUUUAGGCGGACAAAUUCAGAGGCCACGGGUGAAGAUCAAUCUGGUUGAUUGUGUCAUUUAACUCGCAAGAAAUGUGUGCUCACAUAUAAUACCAGCACAUCUCAAGCCAUACGAGCAGGUUGACUCCGAAUCUGUGACGACCUAACCCGCAAGUGGAUGAAAGUAACCUUCUGUUGACAUGCUAGCCUUCAUGAUACUAUCAGCAAGCAUUAUUUACUCUUGCGAGUGAGAAGAAUGUCUGUGGAUUCCGCGCACUGUUUCGGGUCAUACAAGCAGGGAUUCUGUACGCAAUCAUGGGUACACUGGAGUCUUUACUUUCUCAGUACGUGAGACUAUCCGUUUGCUGCAGAGCCCGUUCUGACAGUGGGUGUCUAGCUGCGAGUGACAUACCCCGUAGACUCUCAAGACUCCAAGCUAUUGCUGGCUUACCACGGCAACUGGAUCUCUUCCGUUCCAAU